CACUGGCACGACCUAAAGCCGGCCACCGCGCCAGCAACGCCUUCUGUGGCCGAGUCAAGGUUGCGGUGGGCCGGCAAAUAUCAAAGACCGCUGUUUCCCUUUGCUCGACCCUGACCCGUCCCUCCAAACACUGUAGUGAGCGCAAACCGUUUGGGGUCGUUCGAGUGCAGCAUUCGUACCUCGAUACAAUUUGAUUGCCACCGCCGCGUGACCUUUUUGCGUGCGGGAACAUCUGGACUAUCUGCCGCUUUAGAGGUUGCAGCAAAAUGGCGAGCGCCGUGAAGAAGCCGCCGGCGACAGGCCGCGAGACGCCGACAGGAACACCGCAGCGCCCGGCUCCCAAAGCAUCGACACCAUCGUCAAGUAGCAGCCCGGCGGCCGGUGCUGGCGUGGCGCGCACCCGCUCGACUCGCACUGGGACACCCGUGUCGGCCCGCGCUGCCGCCCAUCAGCGACGCGAAUCAAUGCUGAGCAAUGGCACCACCGUGAACGGCAGGGGCAGUGCCUCGCCCGACAUCGAACGCGAAGAGGCUAUCCGCGCUGAGACAGUUGCUAUAAUCGACGACCUGAAAGAGCGGCUCGCCCAUGCCGAGUCGGCAUCCGAGUCGUACAAGAGGCAGACCGAGGUGUUGCAGAGCAAGCUGGACGAUGCGCUCAAGGAGCAGGCCAAGCUGGAGGAAAAGGUGCACGAGAACGAGGAGCAGAUUGAGGUCCUGACCAACGAGAAACGCGAGGCGGCCCGCCAGAUGCGCGAGAUGGAGACCAUCUACGAGGCCGAGCGGAGCGCCAUGAUGAAGGAGAAGGAGGAGAUGGCCAACCGCGAGGAGGAAAUGCAGGCCGUCAUCCAAAGGCUGAAGGACAGUCUGGCGCAGAGGAACCUUGAUGAAGACAGACCAACCAGGCAAUCGGUGAACAACUCGCCAAGCAUUGACAACGGCAGUUUUGCACCUCCGUCCUCGAUCCAGCGCAGCGACUCGCGCAACAACUCCAAACUGUUGCUGCAAAAGGACAAGCUGAUCGAAUCGCUGAGGCUCGAGCUGGCCGAGGCGCAAAUCAAGCUGGUCGAGUCGCAAAACCAGGGCGGAGGCCGCCUGCAGGAGGUGGAGCGCCAGUUGAUGGAAGCCCGGGUGGCCAACGCCCGGUUGAUGGAGGACAACGAGAGCUACCAACUGCUGCUGCAGGACAGGACGCUCAAGGGAGACUUUGCCACCAACGACUUCGCCUACUCGGGCGGCGCGUCCGCCAACCAAGACGCCCUAGCUGCAUUGGAGGGUAGGAGCAGCGGCACCAGCUUGGCCGACGAGCUCUCGGAUGCCCACGACGACUCGGCCCCCGAACACGACACCGAGACGCAACGGCGCCUGGAGGCGGAGCUGAAAUCGGUUAAGGACCAGAACAAAGCCCUGACUCUCUACAUCAACAAGAUCAUUGAGCGCCUGCUGCAGCACCAAGGCUUCGAGCACAUACUCGACCAAGCGAACGACAAUAAGUCGGCGCCGCCAAACACCAACAAGGACCUCCCCCCUCCCCCUCCCCCGAAGCCCGCCCCGGGGCCAUCCCUCCUCCAGCGCGCCAAGUCCAUGGCCAUCGGCGGCGGCAGCAGCUCCGCGGCGAAACCCAAGCCCCGCCCGAUGACCUUCAUGCCCUCGGCCAACAACAACAGCAACCAAUCCUCGGCCAUCAGCAACCCAGACACGGCGCCCAGCAUCCCCAUCGGCUUGACCCGCUCCGCCAGCACCCGCGUCCGCAGCCGGCCCAUGAGCGAGCAGUACACGUCCGGUCUCCCAGGCGCCGCCAGCAUCGUCAACGCAAUGUACAAAGGGCCGUCAGCCGCGUCCGACGGCCCGCUCUCCCCAAGCCUCCGCUCCAGCGGGACCUAUUUCUCCCUACCGGGUAACCGCGCCAGUACAGGCGGGAAUUUCCCGGGUAUGAAAUCCGAGACAAGCAGCACUUCGGGCGAUUCGGUGAGUGCCAAUACGACUGCCACGGGAACAACGGGAGAAGUAAGCAGCCCCGCGCCCAGCAUCGGCAUGAGCAGCCCGCCUCGCAGCGAGAAGGAGAAGACUACGACGUUUGCGGGAAAUAAGCCCCGGCCGCUGAGGCUGGUGCAGGAGAAGGAGGAUGCUGCGGCGGCGGCGGCGAGUGCGAGUAACAAGCGGCAGAGCUGGUUUGGCGGGUGGGCGGUGGCGAGUGCGUUUGGGAAGAAGGAGGAUGGUGGUGGUGGGGGGACUGGAGAGGUUAUCAAGGAGUGAAGCGAACGUGUUGUGCGUGUGUUUGCAGUGAGGUGAUGUGGGGUUGAGGAAGGGGGAAUAGGAUGAUGUCGUGCGGUGUCCUUGGUAUAUUUCUUAACGGUGACGAUGAGGGGAUGACCUAGCUCACUGCCAAGAUAUGUGUGAUGGAUAGAGCGAUGGAAGGGGGGAAGCAACACGUCAUGGCAUUGUGAGGAAUCGGCCUGAGCUUCUUAUUCGCUUGUCUUGCGUUACUUGUCUUUGAUGUUUUGGUCUGGUGGAGGGAAAACGAUCAUGUCCCGUGAUCCCCGCUGAUGUAUGCUCCCGAGUCCUUGAUGAUUGAUGCCGCCUGCUGCUUGCAUAGGAUAUACGACGAUAUCAUGGAUAGGAUGGAUAGAUGGAUAGGUUUCUAUGUCCAAUAUGU
Messenger RNA from Parathielavia appendiculata, 2652 nucleotides. RefSeq lists its product as uncharacterized. NCBI's taxonomy places the organism in Eukaryota, Fungi, Ascomycota, Sordariomycetes, Sordariales, Chaetomiaceae. The record is from RefSeq and is a predicted model, not a curated record. The coding region runs from base 267 to 2252 and encodes 661 amino acids. The transcript is spliced from 2 exons.